CGAAAGGGUACAGAGGAGAUACAAGAAAGAGUGAUGGAAAUACAACAAAGAAUUGAAGCACAAAUGGCUAAAUUAAGACAACUGUUGAUUGGAUCAAUGAAAGGAAAAUGAGUCGCUGGUGUAUCAAGGACAGGAGAUGAGGUUAAUGUGGAAGAGCCAUUAUACCCUCCUGGAUUCACUCCACCUCAAGUUCAGGUUCAAGUUCCUCGGGGUAUACACAUACAACCACCAAGUGCGCAGCCAUACCCCUAUGUCAAUCAUUCUGCAAAUCAGCAGCCGACCCACUUGAAUGCCAAUUCGGGACCCAUCCCAGUCGAUCCCAUCAUGGUACCAAAUCUUGACGACCCUGUUGAGCAAGAGAAAUCUCACGAAAUGUCAGAACCUGUUAUAAAUUCAAAAAUUCAAGACAAGUAUGACCAGCUUGAAGAGAGGCUUAAAGCGGUUGAAGGUAAUGACACUUAUGGGGUUAUUGACGCCAACGAGCUUAGCCUAGUGCCUGACUUGGUUAUCCCACCAAAAUUUAAGACCCCAGAUUUCGAGAAAUACGAUGGGACAAAGUGUCCAUCUGCUCAUAUCACCAUGUUUUGUAGAAAGAUGAUGGGUCAUACCCAUAAUGACAAACUAUUGAUACACUAUUUUCAGGAUAGUUUGACUGGUUCAGCAGCUAAAUGGUACGUGCAAUUAGAUCGAAAUAAGAUCAGUUCAUGGAAAAACUUGGCCAAAGUUUUUCUUGCUCAGUAUAAGCACGUCUUGGAUACAGCCCCUGAUAGACUGUCAUUACAAAAUAUGGAGAAAAAGUCGACGAAAACCUUCAAAGAAUACGCACAUCGGUGGAGAGAUGCAGCAGCCCAAGUACAACCACCACUGACUGAAAAAGAGAUAACCGUGCUAUUCGUCAAUACACUGAAGGCCCCGUAUUAUGACAGAUUGGUGGGAAAUGCCACGAAAAACUUCUCUGACAUGGUAAUUUCAGGGGAGAUGAUAGAAAACGCUAUCAAAAGUGGUAAAAUUGAAGGGUCUGAAAAGAAGAUAGCUACCUUAAGGAAGAAAGAGCAGGAGACACAUGUUGUCACUCACACAAAUCCCCCACACCAUCCUUUUGUUUCAUAUAACCCACACCCCCAUUACUACUCUACCAUAAACCAAAUCUCUCAACAACCAUACCAUUAUCGGGCCCCCCAACAACCGUUACCCAGAUCAAAUUUUAGCCCUCAACCAUCCAAUUACACCCCGACACCUCCAGCUCGACCAUUUACUCGACCAACCUACCCAAACAGCAAUCAAAGAAACUCACAGAAUAAUAACAAUCGAGAAAGACCUCAUUUUGACCCAAUUCCCAUGCCAUACACAGAUUUGUAUCCUCGACUUGUUGAGAAACAUCUACUUGCUCCUGUUAUUAUUGAACCUUUGAAACCUCCGUUUCCCAAAUGGUAUGACCCCAAUGCAUAUUGUGAUUAUCAUUAUGGGAAUCCAGGUCAUUCCACUGAGCAUUGUACUGCUUUGAAGCAUAAAGUGCAGGGGUUAAUCAAUGAAGGAGUAUUAAAUUUUGAUACCAGCCAACAAGGGACUCCAAAUGUCAAUGGGAACCCUCUAUUGGUGAAAGUGUCUACCAUUGAUUCAAAGAAUAAGUUUGGGCGUAGACCAGUAACUAUCUAUUAUGAUGAGAAGCCAACAUCGAAGCUAGAAAAACCCGUCUCUCGACCAGUGGUGACAAUUAAAGUUCCUGGCCCUUUUCCAUAUCAGAAUGAUAAAGCAGUACCUUGGAAGUACGAUUAUGAUGUCGUAGUCAACCCAGAUACUGCCAACAUAACGGGUGUAGGAGGCAUAACCCGAAGUGGCAGGUGCUAUACCCCAGAGGCUCUAGAAAAAGCUAGAAAGGAGAAAGCCAAGGUAGGGGAAGAAAAUAAAAGUCAGAGUGAUCUUGAUGCAACACCAGAAAAAGAAUGUCAGAAGCCAGUAUCUGAGAGUGAAGUAGGUGAAUUUUUGAAGUUAAUAAAACAUAGUGAGUAUAGCGUGGUAGAACAGCUUAACAAGAUGCCAGCUAGAAUUUUGCUAUUGUCAUUAUUGCUCAAUUCAGAGUCACACCGUAAUGCUUUGCUGAAGGUGCUAAAUCAAGCAUAUGUGUCUCACAAUGCUUCUGUUGAAUAUGUGGAACAGCUUGUUGGCAAUCUGACGAUUUCAAACUAUAUUUUUUUCAAUGAUGAAAAAAUUUCUCCUGAGGGUAGAGGAAGUACCAGGGCUCUUCACAUUACUGUGAAAUGUAAAAGUCAUAUAAUGGCUAAGGUUUUGAUUGAUAAUGGCUCAUCCAUCAAUGUUAUGCCUGCAACUACUCUGGCAAAACUCCCUGUUAAUGGAUCUUAUAUGAAACCUAGUCAUAUGAUAGUGAGAGCCUUUGAUGGAACCAGAAGAGAAGUGCUGGGAGAUAUAGAAGUGCCAUUGCAGAUUGGUCCAUGUACUUUCAACGUGAAAUUUCAAGUCAUGGACAUCUCUCCUUCAUAUAGUUGUCUAUUGGGUAGACCGUGGAUCCAUAUGGCAGGUGCUGUCCCAUCCUCAUUACAUCAGAAAGUCAAAUUCAUUGUUGAAGGAAAGCUAACAUGUGUGGCAGGAGAAGAAGAUUUAUUGUCAGACAGCUUACCAAGAUGGGAUGGCGACCUGAAGUCAGACUUGGGAAGAACCUGCAAGGAAUCACGAAGCCAUCGGCCAUAUAUGAAAAGAGAGACAGAUUUACCGGGAGCCCCAAGUGCAGGAUUCAUGGAAAAAUUUUCAGAGCUGGCCAUUCAAAUGGUGGAUGAUGGAGAAAAGAAGAGUCGAAGUGAAGAUCUAUUCGUGUACCCUUGUCCUUUAGAUUUUAAGCUGGAUAAUUGGGAAGUUACAGAGCUGCCUUUCAUUUUACCUUUCAUCCUUUUCUUUCCUACAUUUUCUUGCCAUUCCAUUUUUGUGUGCCAAUAUUCUCUCCAUAUUACCCUUUGCAGGGUCUCAAACAAUGAACAUGAGGAUAAUCAUGGCAUUAAUCUCGGAUUUGAUUUUGAAAACUUAAUUCAUGUUGAUGAACUUGAUAAUGAGGAAGAUUCAGAUAACUAUACACUGCCUCUUGAUUUGUUAAAAUUAAUAGAACAUGAAGAUAAGCCAAUUGAACCCCACCAAGAAAUUACUGAAUCAGUAAAUUUGGGAGAUGGUGAGAAUAAAAGAGAGGUCAAAGUUGGUACAUCUCUUUUAUCAGCUGAAAGACAGGAGCUAGAAGAGCUGCUCCGAGAAUAUGUAGAUGUGUUCGCAUGGACUUACCAGGAUAUGCCAGGACUCAGCACUGAUAUUGUAGAGCACAAGUUACCUUUAAAACCAGGAUGUAAGUCGAUGCAGCAAAAGCUAAGGCGCAUGAAACCAGAGAUGCUGCUAAAAAUUAAAGAGAAAGUGAAGAAACAAUUCGAUGCCAGAUUUUUGGAAGUGGCAAAAUAUCCUGAAUGGGUAGCCAACAUAGUGCCAGUUCCUAAGAAGGAUGGAAAAGUGAGAAUGUGUGUCGAUUAUCGAGAUUUGAAUAGAGCAAGCCCUAAGGAUAACUUUCCUUUACCUCACAUCGAUACUCUAGUGGAUAAUACUGCUAGGCACUCUACAUUUUCCUUUAUGGAUGGUUUCUCAGGCUAUAAUCAGAUCAAGAUGGCUCGAGAUGAUAUGGAGAAAACUACAUUUGUGACCAUGUGGGGAACAUUCUGUUACAAAGUCAUGCCUUUUGGGUUAAAAAAUGCUGGUGCUACUUAUCAAAGAGCAAUGGUGACUCUUUUUCAUGACAUGAUACAUAAAGAGAUAGAAGUGUAUGUAGAUGAUAUGAUUGCAAAAUCUCGUGAAGGAGAGGAUCAUAUAGUCAGUCUCAAAAAGCUAUUCGACAGGUUGAGAAGAUUUCAGUUGAAGUUGAAUCCUGCCAAAUGUACAUUUGGAGCCAAAUCAGGAAAACUAUUAGGCUUUGUAGUCAGUGAAAAAGAAAUUGAAGUUGAUCCAGAUAAGAUACAAGCCAUCCAAAACUUAUCCCCUCCUCAUACCUCAAAAGAAGUGCGAGGCUUCUUAGGGAGAUUAAAUUAUAUUGCUCGCUUCAUCUCUCAACUCACUUAUAAGUGUGAUCCUAUUUUCAAGCUUCUCAGAAAACAUGAUCCUGGAGAAUGGAAUGAUGAAUGCCAAGAAGCUUUUGAUAAGAUCAAAGAAUACUUGUCAAAUCCACCUGUGUUAGUGCCACCAAUGCCAGGAAAACCUUUGAUUUUGUACUUGACAGUGCAUGAAAAUUCAAUGGGAUGUGUGCUGGGGCAAAGAGAUGAAACUGAUAAGAAAGAACGAGCAAUUUACUACUUGAGCAAGAAGUUCACUGAUUAUGAGUCAAAGUAUUCACCAUUAGAGAAGAUGUGUUGUGCAUUAACCUGGACAGCUCGAAGGCUUAGACAAUACAUGCUUUAUCACACUACUUGGCUCAUAGCAAAGCUGGAUCCUAUUAAGUAUAUCUUCGAAAAGCCCUCAUUGACAGGAAGAAUAGCACGGUGGCAAGUUAUGCUUUCAGAAUAUGAUAUCAUUUACGUGACUCAAAAAGCUAUUAAAGGGAGUGCAAUAGCUGAAUUUCUAGCUGAUCGUGCAGUUGAAGAUUAUGAGCCAAUGAAAUUAGAUUUUCCUGAUGAGGAUGUGAUGGCCAUUGAAGAAAAUGAACCUGUUGAAAAAUCAUGAAGGAUGUAUUUUGAUGGAGCUACUAAUGCUUUGGGUCAUGGUAUUGGGGCAAUUUUGAUAUCUCUUGAUGGACAUUAUUACCCCAUCACAGCCAGAUUAAAUUUUAAUUACACAAACAAUGUGGCUGAAUAUGAGGCCUGUGUUAUGGGUCUACAAACAACAAUUAAAAAGAAGAUCAAAGUGUUAGAUGUGUUUGAAGAUUCAGCUUUAGUCAUCUAUCAGUUACGAGGUGAAUGGGAAACAAGAGACUCUAAGUUGAUUCGGUACCAUAAAUACAUCUCUGAGUUGGUUAAGCAAUUUAAAGAAGUUCAGUUUGAGCAUCUACCUAGAGAGGAAAACCAAAUUGCUGAUGCACUGGCUACUCUAGCUGCAAUGAUCAAAAUAGAUGCAAGUACUGAAAUCCAACCCAUCAAGCUGGAUGUGAAAGAUGUACCAGCACAUUGCUCAGGUGUUGAAAAAGAAGUUGAUGGGAAGCCAUGGUAUCAUGAUAUCAUGCAAUACAUUAAAAGCCAGCAAUACCCAAAACAUGCAACUAAAAAUGAUAAGAGGACUAUCAGAAGAUUGGCUAUGAGUUUCUUCAUUAAUGGAGAUAUCCUUUACAAAAGAGGUCGAGAUCAAGUGCUCUUAAGAUGUGUAAAUGCAGCUGAAGCAAAGAAGAUUAUUGAAGAAGUGCAUGAUGGAGUUUGUGGGGCACAUGCAAAUGGUCAUAUGAUGGUUAGACAAAUUAUGAGGGCUGGCUAUUAUUGGUUGACAAUGGAGAGUGACUGUAUUGAUUAUGCUAGGAGAUGUCAUAAAUGUUAGAUUUAUGCUGACAAGAUUCAUGCUCCACCAUCAACAUUACACGUUCUAGCUCCUCCCUGGCCAUUCUCAAUGUGGGGUAUGGAUGUCAUUGGUCCCAUCACUCCAAAAGCUUCGAACGGGCAUAGAUUCAUUUUUGUGAUGAUUGAUUACUUCACCAAAUGGGUAGAGGCUGCAUCAUAUGCUAGCGUGACCCGAUCUGUGGUAUGUAAGUUCAUAAAAAGAGAGAUAAUAUGCAGAUAUGGGCUUUCGGAGACAAUUAUUUCUGAUAAUGCCAAAAAGUUGAACAACAAAAUGAUGAAUGAAGUAUGCACUCAGUUUAAGAUUCGCCAUCGUAAUUCGACACCAUAUCGUCCAAAAAUGAAUGGGGCAGUGGAGGCUGCAAAUAAGAAUAUCAAGAGAAUCCUAGAGAAAAUGACUGAAACUUACAAAGAUUGGCAUGGGAAGUUACCUUUUACCUUGCAUGCCUAUAGAACAUCAGUUAGAACGUCUACUGGAGCCAUACCGUUCUAUUUGGUAUAUGGUAUGGAAGCUGUGCUACCAGUCAAAGUGGAAAUUCCCUCACUGAGAGUCCUGAUGGAGGUAGAGUUAGAGGAAGCAGAAUGGGUUCGAAAUUGCUACGAGCAGUUAAACCUCAUAGAAGAGAAAAGACUGUCAGCACUUUGUCAUGGUCAAUUAUAUCAAAAGAGGAUGAUGAGAGCACAUGACAAGAAAACUCGUCCCCGUUGCUUUAGGGAAGGAGACUUAGUGUUAAAAAGAUUCCUUCCAAAUCAACAUGAUAAUCGGGGGAAAUGGACACCAAAUUGGGAAGGCCCGUAUGUGGUGAAAAAGGCUUUUUCUGGUGGGGCAUUGAUUUUGGCAGAAAUGGACGGAGGUGAUUUACCUACCCCAAUAAAUUCAGAUGUUGUGAAGAAAUAUUUUGCUUAA
Messenger RNA from Durio zibethinus, 6423 nucleotides. Lineage: Eukaryota; Viridiplantae; Streptophyta; Magnoliopsida; Malvales; Malvaceae. The record is from RefSeq and is a predicted model, not a curated record.